This is a messenger RNA of Arvicanthis niloticus (Nile rat), 132 nucleotides long. The record is from RefSeq and is a predicted model, not a curated record. Lineage: Eukaryota; Metazoa; Chordata; Mammalia; Rodentia; Muridae.
AUGAGUUACUGUGGCAGCUACAGUGGAGGUCUAGGCUAUGGCUAUGGUGGCCUAGGCUGUGGCUGUGGCUAUGGUUAUAGCUGCUACCACCCACUGUGCUAUAGAAGAUACUGGUCCUAUGGAUUCUACUGA